AUAAUUUAAAAAUAAUAUAAAAUUAAAUAAAUGUAAUUAAAAAAGGUGCAACGAAAGAAAUUGGAACUGCUUUAACUCGAAUAUGUCUUAGACACAAAGCAGUAGAAACACGAAUGAAAUCAUUUACUAGUGCUAUUAUGGAUUGCUUGGUAUUACCUCUUCAAGAAAAAUUAGAAGAUUGGAAAAAGUCUUUAAUAAAUUUAGAUAAAGAACAUGCCAAAGAAUAUAAAAAAGCAAAAGCAGAAUUAAGAAAGCGUUCAACUGAUACAUUACGUUUGCAAAAGAAAAAAGCGCGAAAAGGUCAACAUUUACAAGGACAAUCACAAGGAUAUGGAACAUCAUCAGGAGAUAUUGAAUUGAAUCGAAUGUUAGAAUCCUCAGCUGCUGUUGUUCAAGAAAAACGAUUAAGUUUAGAAGAAACAGAAAGAAAAGCCGUUCGCGCAGCUUUACUUGAAGAAAGAGGAAGAUACUGUCUUCUUGCCAGAUUUUUGAAACCAGUACUAGAUGAAGAAAUUGCAAUGCUAAUGGAAUUGACACAUCUUCAAGAAGUUUCUGAUCAAUUACAACGUCAUGCAGCUUCUCCUCAUCAUUUGCCUCCUGCAUCAGAACAAGUGAUAACAGAUAUAAAAGGUUGCGAUGUAACACAAUGGUCACUUGCUACUCCUCCUUCAAGUCCUUCUUUAUCACUUGGAUCAAGAAAAAGUUCAAUGUGUUCAAUCAGUUCUUUAACUAGUAGCAGUAGUGGUUCUUGUAAAAGUCAUCCAAGUCCAUCUGGACAUCCUUGGCAUAGAUCACUCUCUCAGUCUGUUGGAGUCAGGCCCUCCAGUAUCAGCAGUAUGAUGACACUACGCCACUUGGUAAACGGUAGUUCCCGUGACUCUGGCUUCACUUCUCAGGAUACAUUAUAUACACAACCAAUUUCUGAACAUCAGGUAUCAAAUGUGUCUUCUCAAACUAAUCAAAAUACUGGUUGUACUACAACAAGACCUGUAACUACUGCUACUUGGCCUGACUUACAGGAAACAUCAGUUCAAUAUGACAGGCAAAAUCAGAAUGCAAUCAAUGAACGGCCGCAUACGAUCUCAUCUGCUUAUGAAAAAGGCCAUCAAAGACCAGCACUCAGUGUCUACACAUUCCAAGCUCCAGAUAAUAGUGGUUGUUGUCAUAGUCAACCUGCUUCUCCUGUUUCAUCUUCCUCUUCAUGUUCUUCCUCUAAUCAACAAGCAUCUAGAGUACAAUUGCGUAGAAAUAAUGGUAGCCAUCGUCCUCCAAUACCGAAUAGAUGUUCCAGUUUAGAACGACCAACAGUUCCAGUGAAAAAUGAACCUCCUGGAAGUCCUCGAGGAAAACCUAAAUUACCACUUCCAGCACAUUUAGCAAAGGAAUUAGCAACUCAUCAACUUCAACAACCUAUGUAUGUAAAUAUGCACGAAUUAGCAAAUUUAGCUGCAAGUCGUGCUCAAGAGAUGCAAUUACCUUUACCACCACCUCCUGCAUCAUUAUCAGGAAUUGAAAAGACUGAAAUUACGGAAAAAGAUGGUGGAAGUCAGACAUCAGAAUCUAGUGUUGAAUCUAGUAGUGGAUAUGGAAGUCAAACUACUAUACCGCAUUCUCAUUCGCUCCAUAAUCCAAGUGAAAAUGCUUGGAAUGUAUCUGGUGUUGCGUCUACUUUAACUGUUCGAAGAGGUUCGAUGCAACAAGCAAAUAAACCUUUGCCACCAACAAGACGAACAUCUACUAUUAUAACUGCCACAUUCAAUAAUCCGUCAUCAGGUUCUAAUGAUGAACGCACUGAUAAUACGUGUGACGAAACCGAAAACCUUCCUCCGCCGCCAGCAUUUUUGUUAGAAAGUUCUUCACCUACAGCCAGUCCUACUCCUCAGCGAUCUAUCUCAGUGUCAGAAACAGUAAGAACUCUCACAGAGUUACGUCAUACACCUGCUAGUCCAUCUCUUUUACGAAAGGUUACAGGACAGGCACAAUCUCAUAAUAAUUCGUCUGCUACAUUACCACAUAAUGCUGUAUUGCAAGUAACUCGAUCUUCUGUUGAACGUUCAUGUGCAGCAAUUCGUUCAGCUUCUCAAGAACGUAGUUCAAAUACCACACAAAUAACUGCUAUCAAUACAGGUGUAAAUAUACAAGGACAAGGUCCAGGAGGAGUUGGCCAAAGUUUUAUGGCGGUUCUUAGUGCUAAACUCAUUAAUAGUUCAGGUAAUAAUGCCACAAGUGGUAACAAUACAAAUAGUAGUCCUAAAUCUACUAGAAAACACUCCGUUGAACAACAAAUAAGUAAAAAUUCUAAAACACCAUCUGGCUUUCUUGAAACUUUAAAUGCUAAAUUAGCCCAACAACAACAAAAUUUGCAAGGAAAUAAUACAACGAGUAGAUCUGCAAGCGUGAGACGCAUAAUGGGUAAUCGUGUACCCAUUAUGGAUCCUUUACAAGUAAGAGAUUCUCUUAUGGAUCAAAUACGAAAAGGUACCUCUUUAAGAAAAACCAGUGGUCCCAUUAAUGAUCGUUCAGCCCCUAAAAUUUAUUAAAUACUGAUGUUUAUGCAAGUUCCUUUGCUAUCUUUGAUGCAUCUGAAUUGCGAUUGUUGAAUAUUUCACAAUACGCAUUAUCAAGUUUGAACAAUAAUGCGUUUAUAACGCCAAAUAAAAUGGCGCUUGUCAUUGGUGAUCGUAUAUAUGUACCUUUAUGAUACAUUCAAUAACUGAUAAUGAAUUAGACUGAUUUUUUUGCACUUCGGUGUUCUAAUACCGAAUAAUUCAAAUUUAAUAAA
Molecule: messenger RNA, 2782 nt
Organism: Apis dorsata (giant honeybee)
Lineage: Eukaryota; Metazoa; Arthropoda; Insecta; Hymenoptera; Apidae
Product: protein MTSS 2-like
Exons: 10
Coding region: 114-2540 (808 amino acids)
Biological process (GO): plasma membrane organization; cell projection assembly
Cellular component (GO): cytoplasmic side of plasma membrane; actin cytoskeleton
Molecular function (GO): phospholipid binding; actin binding
Source: RefSeq, a predicted model, not a curated record